Diuraphis noxia (Russian wheat aphid) is the source of this 1431-nucleotide messenger RNA. It is a transcript of the gene pasi2, whose product is annotated as Protein pasi2. Gene Ontology annotation, biological process: septate junction assembly; establishment of glial blood-brain barrier; regulation of tube length, open tracheal system. Gene Ontology annotation, cellular component: plasma membrane. NCBI's taxonomy places the organism in Eukaryota, Metazoa, Arthropoda, Insecta, Hemiptera, Aphididae. The record is from RefSeq and is a predicted model, not a curated record.
UUGACUUGAGAAUUGUGUAUUGUACUAUUGUGUUUACUAAACAAUAUUAAAUUAUUACACAGUUAACAAUUAUUAACAAGUAAAAAUGAACACCAUCAAUUGAGUUUGCAUUCCAAUUUCGGGUGGAUGUAUAUUKUAUUUUAAACUUUUCAAAAAACGGUUUUGACUUACAAUAUUAAUUUUACGAACCUUGACGAUUCAAUGUGUAAUCUGACGUUUAAAAAAAAUUUAACUCCUAAAACUUGGUAUUGUAUGUAGACUUUCUCAGUUGACGGUUAAGUUUUACAUUUUAUCGUUUAGUGUUCAAUAUUUACAUUCUACAUAACGUUUUUGAUUCCACUGAUUCUCUUAAAAUGUACGCCCGAAGUAAAACUCCCAGCAUGGGAACGCCGUCAGUUUAUUCAAUACAUGCCAGUCAUUUGACUAUCCGAUCUUCUAACCUGAGGUCAACGCGUUCCAUGAAAUCUUUACGUGUGCCAUGGUAUCAACGUCCUAUAUUGAAAGAUGCUUAUUUCCUUGAUACACAAAGAGGUGCACUUGUCAUUGCCUUCUAUUCUCUGUUUCUAAGCAUUUUUACAUUGGUGACAUCCGCAUUUGAUACAUAUUGUUUGGCAAUGGCUGCUCCUGGAUCUACACAUUAUGGUUACUAUGUCAUGAGCUAUCAGUUUGUAUAUGUUGGAAGCUCUUGGGUCAGAAAUUUAUUAGUCUUAUUCUCAUUGUUUUCGUUUGUUGUGGCAGCUGUUAUUUUUGUAACAAGUUUGAUUUUAAUAUCUGCAUUACGCAAGGAGCACGAGAAACGAAUCGUGCCUUGGUUAUUUUCGUUUGCUGCAUUUACAGUAUUUCGAUUUAUAGCCUGGUUGUUUUCUUCAAUAGCUAACGAUCCCAUAUUUGGCUACAAUUUUACCAUGAUAUUGUUGGGUGCAUUGUUCAGUGUCAUAAAUGUAUACGGUUGGAUACUUGUAUAUUCUUUGUAUUUGGAACUGUUUGAUUUGACUAAGCUUGAAGAUUUAGCACAUUUGAGAAUUGGAACUAUGGCCUCACUGAAUGCAUCUACAACUCAUUCUUUAGCUGGAUCUCGACCCACUACUCCUCAUAGUACAGUCUCCACUGUUCCAGUAUAACAUUAUUAUAUUUUAUCGAAAAAUUAACCAGGGAUAUGUAGUAUUUAUUAUUUUAUUUUUAAACUGCAGUAUGAUUACUAAUCUGGAUUUGAAAUGGAUCCAUAUAUCUGGACUAGCAAGGUCUGGAUUAGUGAGACUCUACUGUAUUUUUGGUAUUAUUAAUAAUUAGACUUAUGACUAUGCGCUUGACACAAUGUAAUCUUAUCCGUCCAUUUUGUGUUCAAAUGUUAUAUGUUGACAAUUAAUCAGUAUUUUAUUUUAUUUAUAAGUAUUGUAUUUCAUUUUUAUACUUGAUUACGUUUUAUAUCAU